AUGGCGCGGCCAUUCAUUUACCCAUACUUUCUAACGUUUAUGGCUAUAUCUUCGGCGCAGGAUUACUACCACACUCCUAGGAUAGGAUCGCAGAAACUUGCUUCGUGCUACAAUAGCGAUGGACAACCGCAACGAUGUAUACCAGAGUUCGAAAAUGCAGCGUUUAUGGUACAAAUGGAGGCAACAAAUACGUGCGGCGACAAUGGCAUGAAGAUGUUUUGCAUCCAGACUUCAGCUGGUACCUCAACUCGGUCCUGUGAUUUCUGUCAACCGGGGCAGUUCUCCAGCUAUUACUUAACUGACUUGCAUUACGAACAGGAUAAUCAAACUUGGUGGCAGUCAGAGACUAUGAAGGAGCAAAUUCAGUAUCCCUACCAAGUAAAUUUAACAUUACAUUUAGGUAAAGCGUAUGAUAUUACGUAUGUGCGAAUCGUGUUUUACUCUCCGAGACCGCAAAGUUUUGCUAUUUACAAGAAAACUAGUGAGGAAUCUGAUUGGGAACCAUAUCAAUAUUUUAGUGCGUCAUGUCGAGACACAUAUGGAGUGCAAGAGCAACGUGCCGCGGAGCUUGGAGCAGAAACGAGAGCGCUAUGUACUAGCGAGUACUCAGACAUUUCCCCUUUAUCGGGCGGGAAUGUGCUAUUUUCAACACUUGAGGGUAGACCUUCUGCGUACACUUUCGACAAUAGUCCUGAGCUUCAGGAAUGGGUAACAGCUACAGAUUUACGAAUAUCUUUGGAUCGCUUAAACACUUUUGGAGAUGAAAUAUUCGGCGAUGUGCAAGUAUUACAGUCAUACUGGUAUGCUAUAGCCGACGUAGCAGUGGGUGCCCGCUGCAAGUGUAACGGCCACGCUUCCGUGUGCGACACACAGCAACUAUCAGACGGAUCUAGAGCUAGAUAUUGCAGAUGUGAACACAACACUGCGGGUCGCGAAUGUGAAAAGUGCUUAGAUUUCUACAAUGACGCGCCGUGGGGACGCGCGUCUCCUACUAACGUGCACGAAUGCAAGGCCUGUAAUUGCAACGGGUUUUCGAACAAGUGCUACUUCGACAAAGAUUUAUACGAGCGAACGGGCCAUGGAGGGCAUUGCAUUGACUGUGCUGAAAACAGAGAUGGCGCAAAUUGCGAAAGAUGCAAGGAGAACUUUUUUCAAGGCGCACAAGAUAUCUGUAUGCCGUGCAAUUGUAACCCUACUGGUUCUCGAAGCCUCCAGUGUAAUGCCGAAGGCAAGUGUCAAUGUAAACCAGGCGUAACUGGAGAUAAGUGCGACGUUUGUGCUCCAAACCAUUAUGAAUUCACUGUUCAAGGAUGUAAGCCUUGUGGUUGUAACGAGUAUGGCUCUUAUGGUAACACUCCUCAAUGUGAUUCUGAAACUGGGGUAUGUCUUUGCAAACAGAAUGUGGAGGGUAGACAGUGUCGAGAGUGUAAGCCAGGCUUCUUCAACCUGGACUUUGAAAACGAGUUUGGUUGUACUCCAUGCUUCUGUUUCGGACAUUCAUCGCAGUGUAGCUCAGCGCCGAAGUACCAAGCGCACGAGCUAAGUGCUCAUUUUAUUAGAGACGCAGAAAAAUGGCUUGCAGAGGAUAGUAAUCAUAGACCUGCACAAUUAAUGUUCAAUGCCAAUACUCAAAAUAUAGCCGUUGCAUCCAAGGAGUCCGAAAUAGUAUACUUUGUGGCAUCAAGUCAGUUCCUCGGCGACCAAAGACCAUCUUACAACCAUGACUUAAAAUUCACAUUACGACUUGGAGAAAGUAGAGGAUAUCCAUCAGCACAAGAUAUCAUCUUAGAAGGAGCCCAAACCUCAAUAUCGAUGAACAUUUAUGGUCAAAAUAAUCCGGAACCCUCUGACCAAGAACAAGAAUAUAAAUUUAGACUGCACGAAGAUCCAAGAUACGGAUGGACUCCCACACUUUCAAACUUUGAGUUUAUGUCCAUUCUUCAGAACUUGACUGCUAUCAAGAUAAGAGGAACUUACAACAAAUUUGGUCAAGGGUAUCUCAUGAAUUUCAAGUUAGAUACAGCUACGAUUGGUAGAGAAAAAGGUUCGACUCCCGCUAAUUGGGUGGAGAAAUGUUCCUGUCCGAAAGCGUACGUCGGUGAUUACUGCGAAGAAUGUGCUCCUGGUUUUAAACACGAACCCGCGAAUGGUGGACCAUACUCUACUUGUAUACCUUGUGAUUGCAAUGGGCAUGCUCAUAUUUGUGAUACAGCUACAGGAUUUUGUAUUUGUAAACAUAAUACUACUGGAAGCAAUUGUGAAUUGUGCGCAAAGGGUUUCUAUGGAAACGCCAUAGCGGGGACGCUAGACGACUGUAAGCCCUGCCCUUGCCCUAAAGACAGCGGGUGCAUUCAGUUGAUGGAUCAAAGCAUCGUUUGUACUGACUGUCCGGUCGGGUACGCAGGACCUCGAUGUGAAGUUUGUGCGGAUGGUCACUUCGGUGACCCAACAGGUCAAUUUGGGCCUCCUAAAGAAUGUGAAGAAUGUCAGUGCAAUGGUAAUGUGGAUCCGAACGCUGUAGGAAACUGCAACAGAACGACUGGUGAAUGUCUGAAAUGUAUCUACAAUACCGCUGGCGAGCACUGUGAUAAAUGUUUAAGUGGAUUCUUCGGAGAUGCCCUUGACCAAAAAAAGAAAGGUGAUUGUAAACAGUGCCAGUGUCACGAGGCGGGUACUUUAGAAAGUGCAGAAGGUCCACCACUAUGCUAUGGUCUUACUGGAUUCUGUUCGUGCCGUCCCCAUGUUGUCGGCAAGAAUUGUGAUAAAUGUGAGGAGGGCUAUUAUGACAUCAAUUCUGGGGAAGGCUGUAAGUCUUGCAACUGUAACCUGGAGGGUUCCUACAACGGUACCUGUCAUCCUGUCACUGGACAAUGUUAUUGUAAGCCUGGUAUAGACGGUAUUCACUGUGACCGUUGCCGAGCUUAUCACUAUGGAUUCUCAGCGGAAGGAUGUCAUGACUGUGAUUGCGAUGAAUGGGGUUCCACCAAUUACCAGUGCGACAUGAUUGGGCAAUGUUCUUGUCAGGAAAAUGUUGAAGGACGCCGAUGCGAUAGGUGCAUGGAGAAUAAGAAACGGCGUGCAGAUGGACAGGGCUGUGAAAAUUGUCCACCAUGUUACAACUUAGUGCAAGAUGCUGUUAACCAACAUAGGAAGGAGCUUAAGGAAUUAGAUGAUAUAUUAGCGAAAAUUUCCAAAACACCAACUGUUGUGGAGAAUGCAGAUUUCGACAAUGAACUUCAGCGCGUUAGAGCUGAAAUUGAUAGAUUAAUUGAAGAAGCACAAGCUGAACUCGGUAGUGGUCCUGGCACCAGCAUUACCAACAAUUUGGCUGAGCUUGCCGAUAGACUUGCUGACGUCAGGAACAUGUUGUUUAAAAUCGAAGAUGAAUGCUACGAAGGUAAUGAUUCAGUCGAACGAAGCAAAGGCAAUGUUUCAAAAGCAGAAGAUACCAUAGAGGCAGCACAGAAAGAAAUUAAUAGUGCUUUAGAGUACCUUGACGGUGAAGGUGCGGCUGCUUUAUCAAAAGCACGUAAUAGAUCCGAUCAGUUUGGAAAGCAAUCGGUAGAUAUGUCAGCAUUAGCUAAAGAAUCUCGUUUGUUGGCGGAAAAACUUGAAAAUGAUGCCAAAAAUAUUAAAGAUAUUGCAGAAAAAGCAUAUAAUACUUCAUUGGCAGCGCACAAUAUAGCUAAAGAGGGUAUAACAAAACAAGCCAAUAUAAGUAACGAAGUGCAAAUUUUAGCAAAUGAAUUAAAUGCAGCAUCCGGAAAAUUAAGCAGCAUGGCGGAGCUCGCAGAGCAAGCUUUAAAGAGAGCUAAAACUGUAUACGAUGAAGCUUUAGGACUAUAUGCUGAAGUUAAUACUACAUUACUACCUGACAUUAAGCUAAGCAAGUUACGACAGGACUCCAUAGAUAUGAAUAGAACUAUUGAUGAGAAAUCAGCUGAAUUGGAACAACUAAUAAGCGUUACUGAAGAUACACUCCAAUCUCUAGAUAAAGAAAUUCGUCGUGGAAAAGAUCUUAUAGAGCAAGGCCACGACAGACAAGACGAGCUUUAUGAUCUUCUAGCUAGACUUGACGAAUUGAAAGCUCAGGCACAAAACGAUGUAGAACUAACAAAAGAAACUUUGAAAGACGCUAAUGAGAUUUAUAUAACACUUAAAGAGUUCAGCGAUCAGGUAACUCAGUCGCGUGAAAUGGCAAAGCAAGCGGCGCUUGAUGUGCCGGGAGUUCAAGAAAAAGUAGCAGCGGCUGAAGAACGAAUUACAAACAUAUCUGAAGAACUAACUACUGCUAGUGAUAAAGCCAAAGAGGCGAGAGAUUUAGCUCAACAGGCUCAAAAAGAAUUCGCUGAUAAAGCUUCAGAGGCGGCACAUGAAAUACGAAAGGAGGCAUCAAGAUCAAGAGCAGAGGCAAGCAAUCUUCGAGAUGAGGCAGACAAAUUAUCUACUCGAGUACAAGGAACAGCAAAACAAAUAAAAGAUCUUGAGAAACAAGCCGAAGAGAAUAUGCAACUGACUAAAGAUGCUAAAAUGAAGGUAGGCCAAGCGAACACUGAUGCUCGUGAAGCCGAAAAGCAAGUCUCUAAAGGCCUAGAAGAUUUAAAAAUUAUAAUGGAUGAAUUACAAAAUUUGCCUACUUUAGAUGAUGCUGCUCUCAACAGGCUGCAGGAGAGUCUAGAUACUGCUGAAAGUGCUCUCCGAAAAGUAGACUUUGAUGGCAAGAUCAAAUCUUUGACAGAGGCGAAGAACAACCAUGAAAGGUGGAGAAAACAGUAUCAAGAUGAACACGAUCACCUGCGCCGUGAGGUGGACAAUGUAAAGAAUAUUUUGGACCAAUUGCCAGAAGGUUGUUUCAAGAGAGUCGUUUUAGAGCCUACUGAGGGCCCGAGCCGACCAGCGACCUUUAGA
Brenthis ino (lesser marbled fritillary) is the source of this 4908-nucleotide messenger RNA. The record is from the annotation of a GenBank genome assembly. Lineage: Eukaryota; Metazoa; Arthropoda; Insecta; Lepidoptera; Nymphalidae.